This is a messenger RNA of Oncorhynchus gorbuscha (pink salmon), 3315 nucleotides long. RefSeq names its product netrin-G2-like. The record is from RefSeq and is a predicted model, not a curated record. Lineage: Eukaryota; Metazoa; Chordata; Actinopteri; Salmoniformes; Salmonidae. The transcript has 8 exons. The coding region runs from base 1043 to 2647 and encodes 534 amino acids.
GAGCGCAGGAGAACAAGAGCAGUAGGGAUUUUUGAAAUAAGAUAGUGUGUUAAUGCAUGGGGAAAGUGAGAGAGAGAGAGAGAGAGAGAGAGAGAGAGAGAGAGAGAGAGAGAGAGAGAGAGAGAGAGAGAGAGAGAGAGAGAGAGAGAGAGAGAGAGAGAGAAAAAUUAAGCUAUUUCCUUCUGCCCUUGAGCGCGUAGGACAAAACUGAUAUCGUAAAAAGUAGGGUAACAUGAACAGACGCAAUGCCUUUCCUGAAAAAGUAUUGAAAUAUGAUAUAUUUAGAAGUAAUCUAUUGCGCGUACGGGAUGUAGUCGGUAUCAUCAUAACGACGCACUGCUUUCCUCAAAAGUAUCAAACAGAAGAGAAACAAACAGAAGGGGAGAGCAUCUAAUCUAAUCAUCUUACUGAAGGGAAUACAGUUAAGUACAGUGACGUUAAGCUUCUUUUUAACGACGAACCAAGGUACAACCGCAGGCUUCAGAAUGCUGACAACACUUUUGCAAAGGGAUGCACCCAUGGCAGAAUAUGAACAUGCCUACCUUCUCGGAGCAAUUUGCCAAAAAUGGAGCAUGUAAACCCAUCAUUUGAAUGACAUUAAACUCAACAAAAUCUCAUCAAGAGGGAGCUUCUGAGUGGACCGCGGGAAUAUUCUAAAUGGUAUAGGCUACUCAUGGACAUGCGACUGCUUUUACUGUGACUUGCCUGGAGUGCCAAAGGUGUUUGAUCUGAGCAAGAUUUGCAUGUCACCAAUAUCAAACACAACAGGCUCCUUUUAAAGUGCAACUAACUAUACUUUAAAGGAAUGCUUUCAUUGAUGUAAUUUCAACGUAGGACAACACAUAUUUCGAAACUAAAGUACAUGUAGCUUAUUUGGGAAGGCAUAGGCCUAGAUUUGUAUAGACAUCCAGCAGAGUUAAGUUGUAUCCUACAAGCGGCAGGUGUCUCAACAUGAAAACAAAACGGAUUCGAAGCUGAUCCUCUCUGUGUGUGGACCGACGGUGGCACAUCUUGCCUCCCUCCAGACACUCGGUCUUGGACGAUGGAUGUGGUCUCUACGAGUGCCAUGCUCUCACAGGUGGUCUUUCUUCUGCACUUUGUGACUUUGACACUUGGACAGUAUGACAUAUGCAAGAGUCUGGUUAGUAUGGAUAAUGGACAGACAUGGGAGUUUUACGCAUGCCAACCCAAACCCACGGCUAUGAAGGAGUUCAUGCAAAUUACGGUGGAUCCCCUUGGCAUCACUUGCGGCAAUCCCCCGGAGAGGUUCUGUACUCUGGAGAACCCGUACCUGUGUAGUGACGAAUGUGACGCCUCCAACCCGGACCUGGCUCACCCUCCCCAGCUGAUGCAGGACCGUGAGAGCAGUGGCCUCAUCACCUACUGGCAGACGGUGACGUGGAGCCGCUACCCGGAGCCCCUGCUGGCCAACAUCUCCCUGGCCUGGAACAAGAGCUUGGAGCUGACCGAUGACAUCCAGGUCACUUUCGAGUAUGGCCGCCCCACCAUCAUGGUGCUGGACAAGUCCCUGGACAAAGGGCGCACCUGGCAGCCCUACCAGUUCUACGCCGAUGACUGCAUGGACGCCUUCGACAUGCCCGCCAAGCGGGUGCAGGACCUGUCGGCCACCAAUGUGACGCGGGUCAUCUGCACAGAGCAGUACUCUCGCUGGGUGGGCUCCAAGAACGAGAAGGUGCUGCGCUUCGAGGUGAUGGCGCGCUUUGCCAUCUUCGCAGGGCCCAAGCUGCUCAAUAUGGACAGCCUGUACACACGCAUGGAGAGUAUGAAGGGCCUGAGGGACUUCUUCACCUUCACCAACCUGAGACUGAGGCUGCUGAAGCCGGCCUUGGGGGGAACCUACGUCCAGAGAGACAACCUCCUCAAAUACUUCUACGCCAUCUCCAACAUAGAUGUACCAGCCAGGUGUAAGUGUAACCUCCAUGCUGGCCAGUGCACCUUUCGGGAGGGCAGCCUGCAGUGUGACUGUGAGCACAAUACGACGGGCCAGGACUGCACUCGCUGUGAGAGGGGCUUCAAAGCCAAGUCAUGGAAACCUGGAUCCUACCUACCCACCCCCAACGGAUCCCCCAAUACCUGUGAGGCUGCUGGGACUCUUGGCAACUGUGAGUGCUAUGGCCACUCGAACCGCUGCAGUUAUAUUGACUUUAUCAACAUCGUGACUUGUGUCAGCUGCAAACACAACACUAGGGGGCAGAACUGUCAGCACUGUCGACUGGGAUACUUCCGGAAUAUCUCUGCCGAGCUGGACGAUGACAACAUUUGUAUAGAGUGUAACUGUAACCAGCUGGGGUCCUUCCACGCCCGCUGCAACGAGACAGGGUACUGCCAGUGUAGGGAUGGCUCCACUGGGACGAAGUGCGAGGACUGCCUGCCUGGAUACAGCUGGAGACAAGGCUGCUCCCCCAACGUCUGCGACGACGACAUGCUGCUGUGCCAGAAUGGAGGCACCUGCUUCCAGAACCAGAAGUGUCUGUGUCUGCCAGAGUACAAGGGCCUGCUGUGUGAGCAGCUGCUCUGUGAGGGAGAGAGGGGCUGCAGCGGUGCCUCUGCUUCCUACCUCAGCCUGGUUGCCAUGCUGAGUUGCCUUCUAGCCAACGCCCUGCUUAGACAAGUCACUGCUUGCUGAGCUACACCCGGGACAGCUGGAAUACACCUGGCUACAUUUUUGGGAUCCGCCAUUCGCAGUGCUUAGCUCAGUCUAACUGUACUGUUGCAUUCUGGGAGAGUGUUUGAGGGCUCCAGCCUUCGCCACGAUGAGACAGAGAGAGUUCCUCUCUAUGAAUGCCAGUACUGAAAGAACUUAUACCAAAAAAACAAAAUCACUAUCUUAGAAAAGUUUAGAGCGAAUUGUAUUGUCGUACAUCUAAGUUUGUUCUCACUGAUAUACUGCACUUACCCAACUUGCUUUCUGAACAGAGAUGGCUGUAAUCACUGCUGAGGUCUACUAAUGCCAAGUUUAUCUUACUCUCAAAUUCACAUUUCCUUACUUUGCUGCAUAGUUUAUUUGUUUCCUGGAACAAUCAUUGAACUGAAAAGUGGAGAAAAAGUAAACCUUUUUUGUGUGUUUGUUUUUUUACCAGAGUUGAUGUUUCAGUAGCUUGUGGUGGAGAAUCAAUUGUUGCAUGGAAAUCAUGAAGCAAAGAGAGAGAGUAUAACCAAUCCAAAUCAAACAAAUCUAUGUAUGAAUAUUUUUUUUGUAGAAAUUGUUAUUUUUGUUCCAAGUAAACGUUAUCAUUCUGAAGAAAAUGACCCAUGAUGAGCUUUUUAUUAUUCUAAAAAUUCCUGAGAAUGUGA